Molecule: messenger RNA, 938 nt
Organism: Theobroma umbraticum
Lineage: Eukaryota; Viridiplantae; Streptophyta; Magnoliopsida; Malvales; Malvaceae
Product: Transcriptional coactivator/pterin dehydratase
Biological process (GO): tetrahydrobiopterin biosynthetic process
Cellular component (GO): mitochondrion
Molecular function (GO): 4-alpha-hydroxytetrahydrobiopterin dehydratase activity
Source: RefSeq, a predicted model, not a curated record
GGGACCAAAUAAAAAUUUUCGAUAAGCUUCUGGGGCGAAUAUUUGAAAUGAAUGCGCAAAGUUUCAGGCGUUUCUUGAUUCUGUUCGAAACAGUAGGGACUGUGGUUUUGGGUUUGGAAUUGAAACCCAAGCACCUUCAAGAUUGACCAAAUGAUUAUUCGAACGCUACGGACUCCUCCUUUCUCAUUCUCUAAACCUCAGGUGCGUUUCGCAUCGUAUCAAAUCCUUUUGGGACCUCAUGGACGUUUUGGUACACAAGUGACUGAGACUCUUCCUGAUCGUACCGGAAUUUCAUCAAAUAGGAUCCCGGUUUAUGGAUUUAGAACGUUUUGCAUUGGCACUGAUAAAGAUUUGUUGACAAAGAAGUGUGUACCAUGCAACUCAAAGGAUCUACGCCCCAUGACUGAAGAAAGUGCAAAUGAACUAAUUUCAAAGGUAGAUGGUUGGAGUUUGGUAAAUGAAGGUGGUACAUUGAAGCUAAAAAGGUCUUGGAAAGUGAAGAGUUUCACCAAAGGAUUGGAGCUAUUUCAGCUCAUAGCUGAUAUUGCUGAAGCAGAAGGCCAUCAUCCAGAUCUUCAUCUUGUUGGAUGGAACAAUGUAACAGUUGAUAUAUGGACACAUGCAGUUGGUGGACUGACCGAAAAUGACUUCAUACUUGCCGCCAAGAUCAAUGGGCUUGACCUGCAUCAUCUCCUCAGAAAGAAGGUUACUGCUGGAUAGAUCAUCAGAAAUUUUGCAAGCUCUUGAACAUCAAACCAUCUGCGCAAAUAAAUUUCUUUUCAGUGUUUAAGUUUAGAAGUCAGAAACAACAAUGUUAGGCUACUUCCUUCUUCUUCUUUUUUGAAUGUUUGUGGUCAAGAUCCAUAACUUGGUGUUAAUGCUUUGUUAUAUUAACUGUUUAUAGAAUUAAUGAGUUUCCAAAGGAUGUUUUUUCUUUU